Colletotrichum orchidophilum is the source of this 582-nucleotide messenger RNA. Its product is annotated as ARP2/3 complex ARPC3 subunit. Gene Ontology annotation, cellular component: Arp2/3 protein complex; cytoskeleton. NCBI's taxonomy places the organism in Eukaryota, Fungi, Ascomycota, Sordariomycetes, Glomerellales, Glomerellaceae. Gene Ontology annotation, biological process: Arp2/3 complex-mediated actin nucleation; regulation of actin filament polymerization. Gene Ontology annotation, molecular function: actin filament binding. The record is from RefSeq and is a predicted model, not a curated record. The coding region runs from base 1 to 582 and encodes 193 amino acids. The transcript has 3 exons.
AUGCCGGCCUACAACUCCAUGUUCAAUGCCGAUCCGAAUGUCCCUCGCACAAUAGGAAACUUCCCACUCCUGCCGCUGCGCACAAAGACCCGCGGCCCGGCCUACACCCUUCCCUUCCCCAACCCGCCUCUCCCCGCCAACGAGUCUCCCGACCCAGACAGCGAAAGCUACGACAUCCUCGACGAGGUCCUCGCCCUCUUCCGCGCCAACACCUUUUUCCGCAACUUUGAGCUUCAGGGACCCGCCGACCGCCUGCUGGUGUACGGCAUCUGGUUCGUCAGCGACUGCCUGACCAAAAUCAAGCCCAACGCCGGCGUCCGUGAUGCCUCCAAAGAUGUUAUGAACGUGGCCCUCGACACCAACUUUGCCAUCCCUGGCGACCCGGCGUGGCCUUUGAAUCAGAUGUACGAACCCCCUCGCGACAGACAAGACGCCGAACAGCUCCGACAGUACAUGUCUCAAGUCCGCCAAGAAUUAGCAGCCCGGUUACUGGCACGAGUCUAUGAGGAAGGCGGCGAUGGAAAGCCGAGCAAGUGGUGGCUGAGCUUCACCAAGAGAAAGUUCAUGGGCAAGGCGUUGUGA